UUUUCAUUGCAAUUACCUUAGGGGAUUCAUUCAACUGCUCUAAUGACCAAAAAGAAGACUCAGGCAAAGAAAAAGCAGGCGCAGGCUGCUGCAAAUGGCGUAAACAAAAAUCCACCACCUCCCGCCCAGAGUCCUUCAUCACCUCCCAUUCCUAAGGGCCCUUCUGCAGAUGACGUUAAAGAGCAAGGUAAUGUAGCCUUCAAAGCAAAACAAUACAUAGAGGCUAUCGAACUCUAUACCAAAGCUAUCGAUAUCAAUUCAGCGGAACCAUCAUAUCUCACUAAUCGCGCAGCCUCUUACAUGGCUUUAAAGCGUUUCCGCCCUGCACUAUCAGAUUGCCAACAAGCAGCUACGCUCCAAUCCUCAGAACCCUCAUCGAAGACUCUCAUCCGUCUUGCACGUUGUCAAUUCGCACUUGGUUUAUCAGAGCCUGCAUUAUCAACACUACGCUCUGUCCUCAAUCUCGAACCUACAAAUGUAGCCGCUGCACAACUGAGAGACAAAGUCCUCGAACUAGAAACCCAUUUACGCAACUUUGAGUCUUCCCGCACACGCAAGGAAUGGGGCAUGGCACGCCUCGCAUUAGAUAAAUGUCUACAAAGCAUCGAAGCUGAAGGCGGCGAGAUACCAACUCAGUGGCGGCUAUGGAGAGUCGAACUCGAGCUCUCUAGAGGGAACUGGGAUGCUGCCAACACUGCUGCAAACGAUGCUCUUCGAUUAGAAUCCAACUCACCCGAAGUACUCGCACUCCGUGGUCUUGUGCUCUUCCUCAGCGGUAAACUAUCGCAAGCACUACAACACGUGGCUUCGGCGCUUCGCCUCGAUCCUGGACACGAGCCUGCCCAACAAUUACGCAAGCGCGUAAAAGACGUAGAGCGCCUCAAGGAAGAGGGAAACACCGCCUUUAAGGGUAGCAGACUCCAAGACGCAAUCGCACGAUAUACAGAAGCGCUUGACCGAAUAGGCGAAAUCGAAGAAGAAGGCAAAGGCGGUCAAAUCCGCGCUACUCUUCUCUCAAAUCGCGCUACGACGCUUGUAAAGCUCGACAAAUACGAAGAAGCACUCCUAGACACAGAGGCUUCUCUCGCACUCUACUCCACCUCCUUCAAAGCCCUCCGCACACGCGCACGCAUCAAUCUCCAUCUCGAGAAAUACGAUGCUGCAAUCGCUGAUUUCAGAGCGUCGAUGCAACAAGCUGAAUUUGAGGGUGUAGAUGCGGAUGUUAGGGCACUGAGGAGCGAGCUUAAGAAAGCAGAGGCUGCGCUUAAGAGGAGUAAGACAAAGGAUUAUUACAAUAUCCUCGGCGUCGCGAAAGACUGCACCGAAGUCGAAAUCAAGAAAGCCUACAGACGCGAAAGCCUUAAACACCACCCAGACAAAGGAGGCGACGAAGAAAAAUUCAAACUGGUAGUAGAAGCGCAUGCGAUCCUCAGCGACCCCCAACGCCGCGAACGCUAUGACAUGGGCGAAGACGAGGAUGGACAGACGGAGGGUGGGAUGGGCGGCGCUGGGGCAUUUAAUACGGCUGAUUUGGCAGAGAUAUUUAGCCAGUUCCAUGGCGGCUUUAGUGGAGGGCCGUUUGGUGGAGGAGGAGGGUUUGGUGGUGGGCAAGGGGCCAGCUUCCAGUUUCAUUCGGGCAUGCAGCAUGACUUUCAUUGAGUG
This is a messenger RNA of Suillus subaureus, 1662 nucleotides long. RefSeq lists its product as uncharacterized. Bases 43 to 1659 code for a protein of 538 amino acids. The record is from RefSeq and is a predicted model, not a curated record. NCBI's taxonomy places the organism in Eukaryota, Fungi, Basidiomycota, Agaricomycetes, Boletales, Suillaceae. The transcript is spliced from 7 exons. Gene Ontology annotation, molecular function: protein binding.